AAUAAAUUUACUUUUAUAGGUUUAAUUAUACCAAAAAGAUACUUAUGCCACAAGUAUAAUGAUGAAAGCAUUUUAGCAUUAUACUUAUAUCCUUAUAUCAUUCGUAGUCUAUAUGUAAUACAAUUAUUCUUAUACCUAAUAAACAUAGUUACAAUUUUAAUUGGAACUCAACCUUAUUAUUGUACAAAGAGGAAGUAUUGUGUAAAUACUAUUCUCUCGCCUUUAGUGAUAAAAAUCAUGAGGAAUGUGGAAAUUAAAGCAGAAGUGUACAAUCUUGACAAACUCGUCGAGUUAGUAAAGGCCUUGGCCCCUCAAAGGCACGAAAUUAUUAUUCAAAAAGAUACUUUCUAUAAAGUUCCAAAUGGAAGACUUAAAUUAAGAAAAUUUGAGAAUGGAUCAGGAGAAUUGAUUUAUUAUGAACGACCAGACACGGAAGGACCAAAAAUGUGUUUAUAUGAGAAAUCUUCUAUUUUGCCCGAAAAUCUUAAUAGUAUCCACACUACCUUAGAAAAAGCAUUAGGAACUAAAAUUGUUGUUAACAAAAUUCGACAAUUAUUCAUGGUUGGUCAAACAAGGGUUCACGUGGAUUCUGUUGAAGAUUUGGGAGAUUUUAUGGAGUUGGAGGUGGUUUUAAAAGAUGAACAGACAUCUGAAGAGGGCGAAAAAAUCGCCUUCGAUAUAAUGGAAAAACUUGAAAUAUCCAAGGAAAAUUUAAUUUCAGGUGCUUAUGCCGAUUUGUUGAGAGACAAAUGAUGUGAAUUCAAAAUACUGCGAAUUUACUAUGGUAUAAUUCUAUUAUAAUUUUGAAAAAGUAUAGGCAGCGUACAUGAGGAAACUAUAAUGUGUUUAUGAACUGAAGUGGAUAUACAGAUUGUUUUGCACUCAAAUAUGUUUUUAUUCUGUAAUAAACAUUAUUGAAUAUUU
Leptinotarsa decemlineata (Colorado potato beetle) is the source of this 924-nucleotide messenger RNA. RefSeq lists its product as uncharacterized. The record is from RefSeq and is a predicted model, not a curated record. Lineage: Eukaryota; Metazoa; Arthropoda; Insecta; Coleoptera; Chrysomelidae.